AUGUCGGGAACGCUGAACGUGAUUGCCGGAGCGUUCGUGGCCGGUAGCACUAACAUGCGCGAGCUCAUCUUCUUUCGCUUCGCUCUUGGUGCCAGUACCAUCAUAAUUCUGGGCGCAAUCCCUCUCUAUAUGAACGAGCUAGCGCCUAGCCGUAUGCGAGGUGAUCUGGUCGAGUUGCAUGCUGUGUUCCUCCAUACUUGGCUUCGUCAUAGCCUCUUUUGGAUGUCCUUCUGGACCAGUGGUGGUCUGAAGGCGUGGUAG
This is a messenger RNA of Exophiala viscosa, 261 nucleotides long. RefSeq lists its product as uncharacterized. Gene Ontology annotation, biological process: transmembrane transport. The record is from RefSeq and is a predicted model, not a curated record. The transcript has 2 exons. Gene Ontology annotation, cellular component: membrane. Gene Ontology annotation, molecular function: transmembrane transporter activity. Lineage: Eukaryota; Fungi; Ascomycota; Eurotiomycetes; Chaetothyriales; Herpotrichiellaceae. The coding region runs from base 1 to 261 and encodes 86 amino acids.